CGUGAGUAAAAAAGAUAUGAAUUUUGAUAUUUAAGAUAUCAAAUUUUAAUAAAAGAUGUUUGGUGAAGAAAAAAAUGGAUUCAGAAAUGAAAUUAGAAGAGAUGAAAUAUCUGCAAGUGGAGAGACUCCAUAUCAGCUUCAUUUGGCCGAUUUCACUAGGGAGCAUUCAAUCAUAUCAGCAUUAUCUUCAGCUUCCCCUCCUACUAGUUAAAACAUGAAAUGUUUUACGGGACGCACGCAAGAAGCUAAGUAUGUUCGAUCUACUAGUGACAUGUGGUCAAUGAUGGAAAAAUCCUCCACCCCGUCAAAGAAGUGGCGUUAAGCAGUUGACAAGGCAAAAAGUGCUAAGGGGUUAAGAUCUGAGUUCGAUUCCUGACAAUUAUGCUGGAAGGCAACUAUGAUAAGCAUUGGGUCUCUACAAGUACCAGGUUCAGAAAGAGUGCAUUCCAGGGCAAGAAGACAUCUUAUCUUAGCUAGGGUUCUUACUUCCAUUGGGAAUUUUACUUGUCCACAAGCAAAGAAAUUACAGCAAAAUUAAAUACCUUAGAUGAUGAUCAAGUUUUGAGCCCCUCUUCCCAUGAUGAUGAUGAUCCUUCCUCCUCCAAGCUUCUGCAUUUUCUUGCUCUGUUUCUCUUCUCUGUCUUCAUCAUCAUCAUCAUCUUCUUCAUCAUCUUCAUCUUCUUCUCUAAUCAAUGCAAGCUUCAAUCUCAGCCUCCCGCAUCAACACCCCUACCCAGAAUUGGUAGCUCAAGAAGUUCAUAGGAGAGUGAACGAAUCGGUGUCGCGGCGAAGACUGUUGCCGGAGAACGAGCAAUGCCUCACCGGAAACCCGAUCGACGACUGCUGGCGGUGCGAUCCGAACUGGCAAAACGACCGCCAGCGGCUGGCGGACUGCGGCAUCGGAUUCGGCCAGGGAGCGAUGGGCGGGAAGGGCGGGGUAAUCUACACGGUCACCGACUCGUCGGACCUGGACGCCGCGAACCCGAAGCAGGGGACUCUCCGGUACGGCGUGAUCCAGACGGAGCCGCUGUGGAUCGUGUUCGCCGGAGACAUGACGAUCACGCUGAAACACGAGCUGAUCUUCAACAGCUACAAGACCGUCGACGGCCGCGGCGCCAACGUGCACAUCACCGGAAACGGCUGCAUAACGCUGCAGUACGUCACCAACGUCAUCAUCCACAACGUCCAGAUCUCCAACUGCCAGCCGUCGGGGAACACUCUGGUGCGGUCGAGCCCAUCGCACGUGGGGUGGAGAGGCAGAUCGGACGGCGACGGAAUCUCCAUAUUCACGGCGAGGAACAUCUGGAUCGACCACUGCGCUCUGUCGAGCUGUACGGACGGGCUGAUCGACGCCAUAAUGGGGUCCACCGCCAUCACAAUCUCCAAUAGCUAUUUUUCCCACCACAACGAGGUUAUGCUCCUUGGCCACGUCGACACCUACCUCCCCGACUCCGGAAUGCAAGUGACGAUAGCGUUCAACCACUUCGGGGAAGGGUGCGUGCAGAGGAUGCCGAGGUGCAGAAGAGGGUACAUACAUGUGGUGAACAAUGACUAUACCGAAUGGCAAAUGUAUGCCAUCGGAGGUAGCGCGAGGCCAACCAUCAAUAGUCAGGGCAAUCGUUAUAUUGCGCCCAAUGACCCUAACGCCAAAGAGGUGACAAAGCGGGUGGAAACGGUGGAGACAGACUGGAGCGGGUGGAACUGGAGGACGGAGGGGGACAUGUUGGUGAACGGGGCAUUCUUCGUCCCCUCCGGUGACGAUCUCAGCAACGAGUACACCAAGGCCUCGAGCCUCAAUUCCCAUUCUGCCCUUCUCAUUGACCAACUCACCGCACACUCUGGGGUCAUCCCCUCAAUCCCCACCAGGGAGAGUAGAACGCCGCAAGCCUACGGUGGCGGGACAACCACCGACGCAAACAGAAACGGCAACGCAAGUCCCACCGGAGGCCGUCGCGAUGACUUCCCGUUCGGCUUCACGUUUGGUGGCGGCGCUCCGCCAUCCCCUCUUCCUACCACAGCCACACUUUUCUUGUUGUCUCUUCUUAUUAUUUUAUAUUUGUAGUUGUAAAUAGGAAAAAAGUGGACAGGAAAAAAAGAGAGGAAAUUUUAGCAUGAAAGGAACCCAACUUUUUGUACAUAAUGGAACGAUUAUUAUUGGAAUCACGAAAUUUUUACUCAAUUUAUUCAAAGAGUAUGUGAUUAGAGGUAUUUUUUGGGGGGUUGUAUUUUUUCAUUAUUCUUCGUUUUACAGAAGUGGAAUAUGUUGACUACUUUCAUUGAUUGAUGAUGUAGAACAUAAUUGCGACAUUUUGUACAAUUUUUGUUUCGAUGAUCGACAAGCAAAAACAUGUAAAUUUUGAAUUCCUACCUAGGACUUCUUAGUUUUAACUCAAUAUACAGAACUUAUUUAG
This is a messenger RNA of Cuscuta campestris, 2411 nucleotides long. The record is from the annotation of a GenBank genome assembly. Lineage: Eukaryota; Viridiplantae; Streptophyta; Magnoliopsida; Solanales; Convolvulaceae.